Messenger RNA from Empidonax traillii (willow flycatcher), 1103 nucleotides. It is a transcript of the gene PGF, whose product is annotated as placental growth factor. Gene Ontology annotation, molecular function: chemoattractant activity; growth factor activity; vascular endothelial growth factor receptor binding. Lineage: Eukaryota; Metazoa; Chordata; Aves; Passeriformes; Tyrannidae. Gene Ontology annotation, cellular component: membrane. The record is from RefSeq and is a predicted model, not a curated record. The transcript has 7 exons. Bases 1 to 495 code for a protein of 164 amino acids. Gene Ontology annotation, biological process: positive regulation of angiogenesis; positive regulation of endothelial cell proliferation; response to hypoxia.
AUGCGGCUGCUCGGCGCCUUCCUGCGGCUACUGGUGGCCGGGACGCUGGGAGCGCCGCCCGCCCCGGCCCCGGAGGAGCGGGGGACCGCCAGCGCGGAGUCGCACGUCUUGACUUUUCGGGAGAUCUGGAAUCGUAGUUUCUGCCGGCCACUGGAGCAGCUGGUAGACGUCACUAACGAGUUCCCCAACGAGGUGGAGUACAUUUUCAGACCCUCCUGCGUCUCCCUGCAGCGCUGCGGAGGCUGUUGUGGGGACGAGGGUCUCCGCUGCGUCCCGGUGGAGACCAGCACAGUCACCAUGCAGCUCUUGAAGAUAAAGCCAAAUGGGGAGGCACCCUACGUGGAGAUGGAGUUCACUGAGCACAAGCAUUGCGAGUGCAGGCCCCGGCAGGAUCUGAUGAGGUUGGGAAGGAGGAGGUCCAAGAGCCGAGGUAAGAGAAGACAAGACAAGAAGGGACGGAAAGACUGUGAACUAUGUGGCACACCACGCAGGUAGCCUCUGCUCUGCCCCCAGCCUUGAUCCUGCUGCCUGGAUUUGAGCCAGUUGCAUUUCCCCCUGGCAUGAGAGACUUGUGCAGUCAUGUCCCUCCAAGCUGUGUUGGGCAGCGGGACUCUGUCAGGGAAGAUCUGACUGGACUCUUGCCUGACCCUGGUAGGAAUACAUCCUGGAACCAAGGACUCCCUUGCCCCAUCUGCCCUGUUGGCAGCAGGACAAAAGGACACAUGACCAGGUCUGGGGCUGAAGAUGAGGAGCUCAAGCCAUGUGUUGGUGUUCAAGGGCAUCCUGGGGACAGCGAGGAGCAGAGCUGGUGGAUGUGCUGCUGGAACUGGCUGGGGAGGACAGCAUGAUGUGGGAAAAAGCAGAGAUGGCUCACAGGGCUGCAGCUGCAAAACUUCUCUGUCCUGUCAGUGCUCUGCAGCUGGGGAGGAAGGAAACCUGGGGCAGACAAGGCUGCAGGGCUGCAUCCGUCCCAGCCUUGGCACGGGACAGCCCAGGAGAGUGCCAGGGAACUUGCUUGGGAAGCUGUUCUGGUGGGGAAUGGGAGGGAACUGGGCUCCUCACUUACAGCCACAUCCCAGCCUUGCCCUGCUCAAUAAAAGCUG